Pectinophora gossypiella (pink bollworm) is the source of this 4423-nucleotide messenger RNA. RefSeq names its product transcription initiation factor TFIID subunit 3-like (gene Taf3). Bases 221 to 3700 code for a protein of 1159 amino acids. Gene Ontology annotation, molecular function: protein heterodimerization activity. The record is from RefSeq and is a predicted model, not a curated record. The transcript has 2 exons. Gene Ontology annotation, cellular component: transcription factor TFIID complex. NCBI's taxonomy places the organism in Eukaryota, Metazoa, Arthropoda, Insecta, Lepidoptera, Gelechiidae.
AUGGCGCACGGGUUACUGUGUUUUUAGUGUGCUGAGCAGUUUUUACGUAAAUACUUGGCCAAAUUGCAUUGUAAUAGAUUUACAUGUUUUGAUAAAUUAUCUGUGAGUUUUCAAGAUUGUAAUAACGCAUACAUGUGUGUAUUAAACUUGAAGAUUACGCCUGUUCGCACCGACGUCUCUGUACUACCAGACACUUGCAGAUAACUUUGUUGGUGUCAUAAUGUCAGAGCAGUACGCCCGUGAGAUACUGCGAAGGAAUGUUGCGCAAAUAUGCCAAACCAUAGGAUGGAAUGGAAUUAACUCUACACCAUUGGACAUUCUGGUGCAUAUACUGGAGAAGUACAUCCGGACACUUGGGACACAAGCUAACAGAUAUGCCGAACAAUUUAACAGGACUGAGCCAAAUCUACAUGACUUAGGAUUAGUGUUUCGUGAUUUACAUGUUCAGUUACCUGAACUAGUGGAAUAUACGCGCAGUGUUCCGCCUGUGCCAUCGCCAGUCCAUAUUGAAAAUUUCCCAAAACCAAAAGAAUCAAAUCUUAACUUCUUGAAACCUGGCAGCCAUGAGGUUGUUACAAGGCCCAUGCAUGUGCAUGAACAUCUGCCUCCAAUGUAUCCUGAAAAAGAAAGGGAUACACCUGCAGUUGCAGGUACAGUUGAAAUUCAUCAGAAUGGCAUUGAUAAUGUUGAUGCUAAUAAUGCAACAUCUACAUCAGCAUCGACGUCAACAAGUCCAGAAAUAUCUGUAACUGACAGCCCCGAGAAACCGAAAGAUUUGUUCAAACGACCAACUGAUCCUGUUUCACUACCAAACAGCAAAAGGCAGAGGUUACGAUUAGAUGAAGAAGAAAGGACGAGAGAAAUCAGCAGUGUCAUGAUGACUAUGUCUGGUUUUCUGUCACCUGCUCGAGAAGGCAAAUUGCCAGAAGCUCGACCUCCUACUAUGAUAACAGAAAAACAUUCUGAAAAACAUAAAACCAAUUCACAUCAUUCUAAUCCUGCUAAAGCACCAGUUUUAGAGAAAAGUGAUAAGAAAUCUAAAAAGAAUAAGUUAUUGAAUGGCAAGAUUAUGAAAAGUAAAAGGAAAGAUAAGAGCCACAAAGGCGAAAGUAGUAAAUCUAAAGAUAGUAGCAAAUCUAGCAAACAUCCUCCUGGAUAUCUGGCAAAAUCUAAGGAUCAGACAGCUAACCCAUUGUUACCAAAGGUGUCCCCAACACCUUCAAAGACAGCAAUGCCCCCUCCACCAGCUCCUACAGUAACAGAACCUGCUAGACCAGUCAUUAAACAGGAACCUCUUGAUCCACCACUGCAAGUUGCAAAAAACUUGGUUCCUGGUGAAGAAGCUAUUCCUGUACCAAGGAAAAUACCAAUCUCAAAAUCUCCAUUGGUUUCUAAUCCUUCGCCAGUGACUAAAUAUUCACCAAGUUCUCUGAUACCAGAAACAGAAAUUAAAAAAGAAAUAACUGAUGAAGAAGAAAAAUUGGCUUCUCAGCCUGACAGAUCAAAGAUAAAUAUAUUCAAACGGAUAUCGAACAAAUCAAAAGAAGAGAAAAGUUCUCCAGAGGUUGUCUCAGAAAAGGUACAGUCUGAUUCUAUGAUCUCAAAGGAACAGAACUCGACACCAGAUAUGUCGAGUGAAACUAAAACAAAUGAAAAUGUUAGAAUAAAACCAGAAGAGACAGUUGUUAAUAAUAAUGAUACUAGUGCUGUAGAUUUGUCCAAGGAAAUGGAUUUGAGAGCUCAUGAGGUUAUCAGCAUUGAUGACGACUCCAUGGAUACCUAUUCCCACCUACAAGCUAAACCAGGGAUUGUAGACCAUCCAAGUAUAUCAGUUAAUAAAUCAUUGCAAUUACCAUAUUCCAAAGAUGUAGCUAGUGUCAGUCCAAAAAUUAAAAAAGAAAAGAAACAUAAAGAUAAAAAAGAUAAAGCUGCAAAAUUGGAGGCAAAAUUGCUCAAAAAACAACAACAGCAACUUGCUUAUGAAAUGGCACAAGCUGAAAAACCAAGUCCAAAACCAUCAAAAUCAAGUAGGCCAAAGAAUGAAUCUAAGGUGCCCCAAAUGCCACCUGGAUUCCCAUUUUUCCCUGCAAUGCCUUCAGGCAGGAACUUAAUGCCUGGCCCUGGAUUAAUACCAAAUCCUGGUCUUAUACCUGGCAGUGAAUUCCUUGCAGGUUUAGCUAAUAAUCCAGCAUUAAGAGGUCUACCAUCUUCUAGUUUACUUUCAAAUCCAUUUUCAUUGGCUGCAGGUGGUCCUGGAUUAAUUCCUGGGUCCAGUUUUUUGCCUGGGAACCUAGGAGCUGGUAUUCCCAAUCCUCUUAUGCAAAUGAGUAAUUAUACCCAUUCAUCACGAUCUUCAUCAGUGAAAAUACCGCCCAUGUUGCGUCGACCCAGUCUAGAAGUAAUUCCCGUCGAUAAUGAUGAAGAAAGAGAGGUCUCUUUCCACCACAAGUCUCCUUUACAGUCGCGAGAUAAAGAUAGACAUGACAAGCACAAAUCUCCAACCAUUCCAAAUAUUCUACAAAAACAUAAGUCCAAAUCUCAUAAGGACCAUAAGUCCAGUAUAUUCAAAAUGCCUCCUGUGCAGCCUGAUAUUACAAUUGAAUUAAAUCCUCCUAAAUUGGAACCUGUUAGACAGGAACAACCAAGAGAGCCACCUGUACCAAUACGAUCCCCCACUCCCGAACCUGUCGAACCUCAGCUGAAACCUAUACUGCCCUCAGAACCUAUUGAUAUGCCUGCACCGGCACAAGUACCACAAGAGAAAGUACAUGAACAUUCAGAAAAGAAAAAAGAUAAGUCACACAAAAAAGAUAAAAAAGAUAAAGAUGGUAUCAAAGUUAAAAAGAAGAAAGUAAAGAAGGACAAAAACAAGGAUAAGUCUGAAAAGAAACGUGUUAAGGAAGAGAAACUCGAGAUGAAAGAGAAAAAAGAAAAAAAGAAAAAAAUUAAGUCUGGUGAUGGUUUGGUCCCCAAACUGACAUUAAAGCUGGGCUCAUCAAACUCGAAUUCACCUAUGCCUCCAAUGCCUCCUAGCUCGCCUGAUGUAUUUAAGUUGAAUAUAAAACCUGUAGUUAAGAAGGAGGAAGAAGAAAGCUCACCUAUGAAAGAUGAACCAUUGUCUCGUGAACACAGUCGCUCACCUGAACUUGCGCAAAUAUCCGCUCUCGUGACUAGGCCACCAAAGCCAAAACAUUCGAAACAAAAUCAUAUUACAGAAACUGAGGCUCAGUCAUCCUCACCUCCCUCAGGAAGUUCUCCGCCGCGAAAAAAUCGCCCUCCUUCUAGCCAUUCCAAGUACAAGAGGAUACUAAUUAAGCCCUUAUCAAAAAAAGGACACUUUGAAGAUGAUAUGGCUUCAAUGUCUGAUGAACCAGCUGCUUCACAGCCUAUUCCAACUACAGAUAAGCCGAUUGGGCCCCUUCCGACUCCUUAUUAUGUGGAUGAACAAGGAAAUAAAAUUUGGGUAUGCCCGGCUUGUGGCAGACCCGAUAAUGGCUCGCCAAUGAUCGGUUGCGACGGUUGCGAUGGAUGGUACCACUGGGUAUGCGUCGGUAUAACGGAAGAGCCAGGCGCGACGGAGGACUGGUUCUGCAAGUCGUGUCUCGCUAAGCGCACUGCUAUGGUGCUGGCGGGAGUAACAACUUCUGGAAAGAAGCGGGGCAGGAAACCUAAAGGGGAAAAAGUCAGAGACUGUAAUUAAUGGACCUUUCGUUGUUACUGAGAUUAGUUGUAAUUUUAUGAUAAGAUAUGAUACGAGUAAAUGGGAUGAGACUUGUUAAAGGAUUAAUUGUUGAAUGAUAUCAUGAAGAAAAUGUUUUCAUCAUUUAUAAUGUUAUAUCAUAGGCUAGAAGUUAAGUAUAGAUGAUAAUUAUGAAUAUUGACAUAAAAUGUUGAACAUAACGUAGUUACUAACUGUAAUAAUUACCAUACUUUUUAGUAUUUUGUUACAACUUGUCUUACUUUCUCUUUCACUCGGUUAGAUCAAGAAUUUGCGACACUCGCAUAUAAACAUAGAGAAUAAUAUAAGUUUUUUUUAUAUUGUACAAAAAUUGAACUUUAGAAAUCGAUGAUGUAUAAAAGUGUAGUGAAUAUUUAAAUAAACUGAAAGAUAGCUGUAUUUUCGGCUAAUAUAUGAGCAGCGUAUAAGCUGACAAUGAUUUGAAUAUUUUCAUAUUAUAAUUUUAUUAUAACCCUGUUUUUUUGUUGAAGUUGUUUCUUCAUUAUGUACAGGGUUGGCACAGUCAUGGGACAUAUUUUUUCAUAGAAGUGGUCUGUGACCCGUCUUAAAAAUACCCAAUGGAAAAUCAUGUAACGUGAGAGUGCCUACCCUACCUACAUUCGUUUACAUGGAGUCGGGCGGCAUAUGUAAAGUUUUGAUUUCAGCCAGUGGCCAAUUAAAUAUAAUAUUGGUACUCGUAAAUAA